UUCCAAGAAGGUCUAGAAGAUGUCGAAUCACUUGAAAAAAGCCGAUAAAAGAGUUGAGAACUCUUCUCCCUGGUUUACAUAAACCACAAGGAAAGUAAAAAUACUUGGAGAGCUAACAUAUUUUCGUGCUAUUUCUGAGAUCGCAAGUUACAUUCUGAAGUAUUUUCGUCAGAAUACACGUUGACUUUAAUACAUCACUUCAGCUCAUAUUUCUAGCAUGCGAUGUCUACCGAAAAGGUUACUAAAAAACCCGGCAUAAAAUCUAAAGUACCAGAAGUACAAGUAAUAGUACCCAAGGAACAGGUACAUUCUUAUAAGCAGUUUAAGCACCUCGUGGCUGGUGGAGUUGCAGGAGCUGUUUCUAGGACUUGUGUGUCUCCUUUUGAAAGGUUGAAGAUUCUACUUCAGAUCCAAGUUACCGAUGUAAAGUUUAGAGGAAUUAUUCCAAGUCUAAUCAAGAUCGGCAAAGAGGAAGGUAUCCUGGGAUAUUUUAAGGGGAAUGGAACCAACGUUAUCAGAAUCAUUCCUUAUUGUGCAGUUCAGUUUGCUGCUUAUGAAGAAUACAAGAAGCUUCUGAAAAUUCCAGAAGACCAUUCAAAGCAGACACCAGGAAAGCGUCUUGUAGCUGGUGCAAUGGCUGGGGUAACCUCUAUAACAGCUACAUAUCCUUUAGACUUAGUAAGGACACGAUUAUCUGUACAAUUAGAUGGAACAGAAAGAAAAUAUAGAGGUAUCAUCCAUGCAUUUCAAACAAUAUUAAAAGAGGAAGGAGGCUUCUUCAGUGGAUGCUUAUACAAAGGCUUGGUGCCUACUGCAUUGGGCAUUGCUCCUUAUGUUGGUUUGAAUUUUGCUGUAUAUGAAACUCUUAAAGGGGUCAUCUUCUCCCAUCUUGCAUCAGCCCAAGGGACAAGAUUGAAGGUUAUAAAGAGAGAUCAUAAGCUACCCAUUCAAUUUAGGUUAUUAUGUGGAUCUGUUGCUGGGGCUAUUUCACAGUCAUUUACGUAUCCACUAGAUGUUGUACGUCGUCGCAUGCAGAUGAAGGGGCUCAAACAGCAUGAGUUUGCUUACAGAUCUACAUUACAUGCUUUUGUUAGUAUUGUACAAAAAGAAGGAGUUAGGGGAUUAUAUAAAGGAAUAUUACCAAAUCUUAUAAAGGUUGCCCCAGCAGUUGGUAUUCAGUUUGUGGUGUAUGAAACAGUCAAGUCAUUUAUGUAUGGACAACCAGUGCAUUUUCAAUUCACUACAUCCAACUUCCUCAAACUGAGUGCUAAGCUAUCGCAUUAUUGGAGAUUUCUGCCAAAAAUGACGACCGUAAAAGAAGAUGCAGUUUCAAUAUGGUGGGAAAAAUACAUCCCCAAGGGGCAGUUGAUUCAUUUAGUUGCUGGAGGAGUCGCCGGUGGAGUUUCCAGGACUUGUGUAUCUCCAUUAGAAAGAGUAAAGAUGCUAUUACAGAUCCAAACUACAGGCCCUAACGUCAAAUACUCUGGAGUAGCAGGAACGUUGGCAAAAAUCUACACGAAGGAAGGUCUCAUUGGAUAUUUCAAGGGUAAUGGUACAAAUAUUGUACGCAUUGUUCCUUAUACUGCUGUGCAGUUUGCAGCAUAUGAAGAGUUUAAAAAGCUGUUCAAAAUCCCUACUGAUAUAAGAGAACAGCAUCCAGUCAAACGGCUGGCUGCAGGAGCAUCAGCCGGUAUAGUGUCGGCAACAGUCACAUACCCAUUAGACUUGAUAAGGACAAGACUUGCUUGUCAAGGUGAAGGUGCAGAAAGAAAAUAUAGAAACAUCAGACAUGCAUUUGUUACAAUCAUAAGAGAAGAAGGUGGUUUGUUCAGCAAUUGUCUCUUUAAAGGACUUGGACCAACACUGAUUGGAAUCGCUCCAUAUAUUGGUCUGAAUUUUAUGGUUUAUGAAACUCUCAAAGGUUUUUGUCUAAAGUAUUAUCUUGCUGAAGCAGCUGGCCAUAAACUAAGAGUUAUUCACCAUGAUCAAGACCUUCCUGUUGUUGCUAAACUGGGAUGUGGUGCAGUGGCAGGAGCAGUGGCACAAUCUGGAACAUACCCCUUGGAUGUAGUACGGAGAAGAAUGCAAAUGGAGGGAGCAGUCGAGGGACUAUUUAAAUAUAACUCCACUUGGGAUGCAUUUAAGGUCAUUAUUACAACUGAAGGAAUAAAAGGUCUGUUUAAAGGAAUGUGGCCUAAUCUGCUCAAGGUUGCUCCUACUAUUGGCAUCCAGUUUGCAAUUUAUGAAAUAAGCAAGACCUUUUUGAUGGAUCAGUUUGAGGUUUCUGAAUAAUAACAUGGACAGACGGACAAGAUGGAAAGAUAAAGAUAAUGGUCAAGAUAAGCAAUGCUGGAAUAUCAAUUAAAAAGACAGUCUCAACCAGGAAAUCAAUGAAAAGUAAACAGUGUAAAGUAUUUCAUGGUUGAGAUAACGAAAAGAUUUUGAAGGAAUUAAUUAAGAAUAUUAUUUAACCCAUGAAACAGAAUAUCUGAAAGUAUGAUAAGCAUGCACAAACAUGAAUCUUAACACUGUUUUCAUUCAUUUGCUACUUACUGAAGAMAAUAGUAGCAACAUGGAAAUCGGGGAUUAGACAGUCAUCAAUCAAAUAAAUUGUUCCCAAUGUACGUACCUUCUCUCGGUUCCCAUGUACCUUUACAACAUGCUCUAACGAUUUAUUUGAUUGACGUCUAGACUAUAUUAGGAUGAUUUCCCUGUCUCGACUUUGUCUCAACUAGCUUGUAUUACAUGUAGCUUGUACCAAUGAAAACAGAGUAAGAUGAAUGUCAUGCCAAUAUAAUAAUUGUUUUAUGGGUCACAUAGAAAGACAAAAUUAUCAGGGUGUUCAUAUUAGUGUAUUCUCUUUUGUAUUAUAAUAUUAUUAUAAAUAAUAAUUUAAAAAUUAGUAUAAUUUAUGUAAAGAUAAUCUGCAUGUGAUGGUUUCUAUCUCCAAGAAGUUAAAAACAUUGUCAAGCUAAAAGAAACAACAAGAUGCUUGUUGAAAAAAAGACUGAUAUUCCAGUCAACAUUGUGAAGAUAAAAGAGGAGGAAAGAGAAGAAUGAGAAUAGUUCUUUUAAAAAAGUUUAGGAGCUACUGAAAUACUAAUUGAAGGAGUUUUGGCCAUUGUCACCAAAUGUAUGGUAUAUUUUAGAAUUAACUUUAUCUACACAUUCAAGAAAAAUGCCUGAGAAUUCAUUUGGUGGUGAUAUAUAUUUUAGAUAAAUAAAUUUAAAAAUAAUUUUAAGAAUAAUUUUUAUGUUUGUCUCUUGCUCUUGCUUGUUUCUCGUUUCCAGAAAUAAGUGAAAGAAUUUUACCCCUUGAGUUCCUGAAGAUGUUCAGUAUAUAAUGUAAUAUGACACUAGGCAGAGUUAGGGAUUAUUGAUGAAAGCCAUUGAAGAAUGGCUCUAAAUAUGCUGCUAGUCAAUAUAAUGAUAUGGCUAUCUGUGAUAGAUGUAAUAACAUGAUUUUUAAGGCUGGCUGAUAUAUCAGUAGAUAUUGUCAUAAAUUAAUAAUAAUAAACAUUCUAUGGUGUUAUA
Messenger RNA from Actinia tenebrosa (Australian red waratah sea anemone), 3534 nucleotides. RefSeq lists its product as uncharacterized. The record is from RefSeq and is a predicted model, not a curated record. Gene Ontology annotation, biological process: transmembrane transport. NCBI's taxonomy places the organism in Eukaryota, Metazoa, Cnidaria, Anthozoa, Actiniaria, Actiniidae.